AUCACCAUGGAAGCCAUUAACCACAUAUUGAAAAAGCACGUUCGUUUACGUAGCUGUAGUUAUACAGCCUCGCCACUAGAGGCAGUGGUACUGACAACACCACAAAGUGACGGCAUACGCGUGUCCUGUUUAUGGUACGAGUUUAUUCAUGGGCUAAUGUACAUACAUGUGCCUAUCUAAUACAUUCGUUCUAAGGCAUGGCUCGUCCACUCCGUCUGCUCUCAUUACUCCCCGGACGACUCGCCGCUCGGACGGUGACUCCUCGGGUCUCCGCUGUCAGCUGUCGGUACAUGAGCAGAAGGAACAACCAGGACUUCCUAGAGAGGAACAGACCCCCUUCUGGAAUCACAACACUCGACAACGGGGAUUCCUUUGAAGAGCCUGACUUUGAGGACGUGGAAGACAAGCUCCAGGCCUUGUUUCUCGAAGAGAAACGAAAGAGCAAGAGACUGAAGUUUAACAUUCUGAAGAGGAAGAUGACACCACCCGGUCCUCCAGACAGGAAACUGACAUGGCAAUCUAUUGAACAGAUCAGGUAUUUGAAACAAGAACAUCCGGAGGAAUGGACAGUGGAGCGUCUGGCAGAAGGAUUCUCCGUCAGCACUGAUGCUAUCCUCAGAGUCCUCCGGAGCAAGUUCAUUCCACCGCCGGAGAGAAAAGCCAAACAGGACACCAAAGUGAUGCAGAGAUACGGUCAGUCUGUUCUUACUGGGGCUGUCCCAUGUAGACUGAAGUUGCCUGCAGCUCCAUCAGCAGCCGCCUUAACCGUGGGACACAGGACCUCUGAUCUAGUCCCAGUGUCUGACCGGCACUUAAUGGUCACUGGUCAGAGUUCCGCUCCAGUUCCGGUGCAGGUGAACCAUGUAACUUCAGAACUCGCAUCAGCAGAAAUCACAUCAGCCUCCUUAACAGUAGAUGGUGCAGAAGAACUGCUAGCAGAGGGCAGCACUGAGUCUGAGGAGGACUGGGAUGGGCUGGUGCUGUCUGAGCAGGAACUAGAGGAGUUGGUGGACCGGGAGAUGCCUGCUCCUCCCAUGCUUCAAGUGGGGAAUGACUUUUUCGAUGCCCAAGGCAACUUCUUAUUCAGAAUCUGAUAUGUACCUGUUUGUUAAAUAGGGGCUGCUCAAACAAAAUAUCAGAAAAAAUGCCUAUUAAUAAAGAUUGCUAUCUUUUCAGCAUGUAGAUGUGAAUGGAAACUGUUGAAAGAAUACAAUUCUGAUGCUCGGGAACUUGCUUAAACAGGAAAGGCCAAGCGGAAUUCUCGGACUCCAAAGCUGAUGCACGUUAAAAUUCCUCCCUUUUAAGGCACUGGAUGGACGUUACGCCAGCAAAACAUUUUCCUUAAAUUAUGAUUAGUUUUCUGAGCUUGUCCUUCUUGUUUUCAUCACUUGAAGCACGAGAGUCACUGCCACUUGAAGGUGGUCCAGAUAAAGCUCCUCCCGAGACUGACUUUCUGUCCGUUGUGAAAGUGUGUUUUAAAAUAAACAAGGCAACAGGCCAAAAAAUGUAAAUUAUAUGAACAAAAAAAAGCAACAAAGUGUAAAGGAACAUUCAUUUAUUAGCAAACCCAAAGGAAAACGCCUAAAAUAUACAGAUGAGAAAUAUGUAGCAGAUAUAAAGAUGCCAACUUGAAUAUUUACAAAAUCAUUGCAAUGAUUCAUUAAGUGAUCCAGUGUUUGAAACAGGUGACUGUGCUUCAAAUGAUCCUUUGUAUACCAGAAUCUUCACGUGCGAGAGAAGAGCUGACAUGCGAUUGAAUGGGGGGGGUCUUGUGGAACAUAUCAAUUCAUUUUUGGGGAAGUGCAAAUUGGGUUUCCACUGACAAACUUCGCGGUUGCAAUAGCCGUAAAACAAGAGGUAAAAAUUGAUGCUGGUCACAUUAAAAUCCUCACACCAGGCACUUUUUAAACCCUGCUUCAUCUCAGUAGUAUCAUGAAAAACAAAACAGACCUGGUACCGUUUUUAACAAACUACAGCUGAAACUCAAAAAUAUUCCUUCACAACAAAUAACUGCCACAGCUUUUUGAUUUCUUCAUUUUCUCCAGUGUGUUAUUGCUAUUUAAAUAUGAAUGUCAUUCAGUGAAACCAGACAAAACCACACGUAUUGCAGGAAACCAUGAGGUCACGUGGACGAUGAAAACUCACAGGAUACAAAAGUUAUUGUGCUUUUAGGCAGCUACGACUGCAGAAUCAAACAAAAUGUUGGUUGGAAAUAGACGUCACGCUGAAAACAAUCUGAACCCUACUGUACAGAUUCGUGUGUCGCCAUGCAAGUUACCGUUAUUGCUGGUAGAAACUAUUUCUCUGAUCUGACUUGUUAAAAGUGAAUCAAUUCUCAGAUGGAAAAGUUUGCUUCCAUGGGAAAAUACUUCAUAAAAAUAGGAACAUUUGUAAGGAACUCAUCCAGCAACCCUUUCACAGCCAGCAGGAAGAAACCAGAUUAAAAACAGCAAUGACAGGUUAUGUACAAGAGCGUGAUGGGAAAAGAGCACUCAGCUUUCAUCAGAGGAGUGAGGCAGGACCCGUAAAGCCAUGGAGCUGGAUUUAUACACCUUCAUAUCCCACCAAGCUGUCAGCAGUUUAAAUGACUGAAUAAAUAAAAUCAACCACUGAAAUAAUAAAAACACGAACAGGCUUCUUCCGAACGGUGUCACCGGGACACCCUCAUACAUUCAAAACUUCACAGCAGAGUGACACACCGGUGACACGCACACUCCCGGUCUGCCGCUCAGGAGAAGGUUCAGCAGGUGAAAGACGAAAUAGCUGGAGCUGCGAGGGUGACAGAACCUGCCACAAAGGAAAGUCCGCCGUGCAGGAGUAUUUCAGGUUAUUCCAGCAUGUCCUGCAGGGGAGGAGCACAAAGGAAGCCAGCAUCAGCUUCAGGACGGUUCAUGUGAUCACGCUGCUUCCUGGUGUUUUUGUGUGGGAGUGUUUACCUCGUCAGAGUCAUCGUGGAACUCUAUUUUGCCGUUGUGAGUGUGGUCCGUGUCUAGAGGGUCGUCCAUCCCAUCAGCCGCAUUGUCCUCAACAUGCUGCUGCUGCAGCACAGAGUACCUGUGCACCAGGAAUCUGCAGAGAGGUCAUUAUUUUUGACAAGAAAAGCAGACUUUGUGGUCAUCAGGAGAGUUUGAGUUAAUUCAAGGUAAUGAAGGGAUGAAAGCCGUACCUGCCACCACAGACGUAUUUCUUGAUGAAGAUGAAUCCUCCGGCGACACUCAGCAGGAGGAUGAUGAUGACUGUCGUCACUAUGGCCACUGACUUGUGAUGGUCGGACUGCAGGAAGAAGCGCACCAUAUUGACGAAAAUACACACAUCAGGCUUAGGAAAAGAUGAGUUUAUAUACACACCACCAAAUCUGGUUCCGACAUGUCGCUCACACAUCUCUCACUCAGAUCUAUCACUUUCCGCUCUGGCAUUUUCCCACCUUCACAUUUGUCUCCAGGGAUCUUCCUGUAGCUGUGGAGCAAGGGCACACUGGUGAAUACCUUUCCCUCCCAGGAAGUGUCCAUAUUAGGGAUGGGUGAUAUGGACAAGAAAAGUUAUCACAAUAAAUGUUUGGCGUUAACAAUAAUGAUUACGAUAAAUACAUCUUCAUUCUACUCCAUGUGUUGGACAAUACAGUCUCUCUAGAAACUGUUUUAUGAUGAAACUUGUUAAUGGAGUUUGUCUCCAACAUCAUUAUUUGUUUAUGUUUAAAUAUCAUAGUUAACCAAGUGUAGAGAUGAGAAAUUCACUGUUUCACAUCUCUGGUAGAAGCCACUCGUGUCUGACAGGCUGCCAGCUUUAUUAAGGGGUUAAAUUGAGCCGUCUGUCUGUUGUAUCUCAUGUCUCUUAACACUUGAACUAUGGACCAGUCUGGACACAUUUCCAAGAUGCUAUUGAAAAAAUAUAAUGUGAACAGAUGAUCAUUUAGUCAUAUUCUAUUCUCUAGAUCAUUAAACAAACUGUCAGUCCUUUGUCUUGUUUGAUGACAAACAUUUUCACAAUUCUCUCCCCUAAAAUGGUUGUUAUCCAUUGCCUUAUUGAAGAUUUCACUAAUACUCUGAACGUGUUUAUCGAAUUUAUGGUGAGAUGCAGAAUUGUCAUAGUGGAGAUUGUGUUUGGCGGUAUAUCGUGUACAAUAAGUCAUCGCCCAUAGAAUCACAAGAAGCAAUAAUAGGUUGAGACAAACUUUCUCUGUUGCUGGCCUGAUUAAUAUUCCCAGUGUUGACACAUUGCCAUGGCAAAAUGACUUUAGCCACAACUGGCGUGAGAGAACUGCAGCGGAACGAAGCAGGCCAAAUGAUAAAAUGACAUAGCACAAACGUAUCUUGCAUGGCAGCAAAAGGUGUGGAUCAGAUUUGAGUGAUUGAUAGUUUCAAUAGUGCGUUGUUGAAAGUCUUCUUAGCAUCAACUGUCAGUGGAGCCAGUGAACAGAUUUAAGAGUGUCAUGUUUCGUUAGCACCAGCUUACCCGCUUGUCACCAGCUGCUCUUCCUUGCCGUGCAGGCAAAACUCGAGAAUUGUGCCUUGCAGGUCAGGCUGCUCCUCGCAGAUCGAGCUGUUCUCUUUCCGGUAAUAUCCAAAGUCACUGCAAACAGCAUCCAGAGACCAGAAUAUUUAGUGCAGGAAAACAAUACUGAAUUAACCACUGAUUUAAGCAUACUGUGUUCUAUUGAAAUCGUAGAGUAGAAGUAAGAAUAUUCCUGUCUCACCAGAGGAAGUCGUCCAGAGUGCAGGGGCAGGGUGUCGGCUGGGUGUUGAUCAUGUAAUCCCGUCCGUUCCAGCAGACGGAAUCCUUCCUGAGUCGCAGAAACUUCUCUUUAUACCCCAGCAUGCAACCGUCGUUGGGAUCGCUGAUGUCAUCAGAGUGAGCCAACCACGGCACAUAAUCGGAAUCCACACCUGAAGAAAUCAAACAUAUUUCAUAAGGUCACCACAGAGGGCGCUCCUGAACACACCAGUUUCCUUACAGUCUCUGGUUAGGAGAUCUCUGAAGUCGAUGGUGACAGAAACCCAAUUCUGGCUGAUCAAAGAGUCCCGGUAGCCCCAAAUGCUGACGUUCAUGGAGCGAGCUCCUGGUUCUGAUGCGAGCCCCGUGAAGUAGAUGGCUUCUGAUGUAAAGGUGUAGGUGGACCAGCACUGGCCUUCAUCCGUGGAAAACCUAAAGAGAAGAGACAAACAUCAGCUCUGAAUCGUAAGGCUGAAUCAGCAGUGAAAUAUUUCAUGUGGCCAUACUUGACUUUGUCAACUGGCUGGUUGUUGUUCUGUUCCACAGCGACCAGCAGACCACCAGAGUCCAGAAUAGCAUAGUGAUGGGGUCCAACAAGAGCUUGUAGCCAGGUGUACCCGCCGUCGUCAGACACGUACACGUCCGGAGUCAUCACUGAGAUGGUGUCGCCAAUACUCCCUGAGGGCGCCGCAGUUUAAGUGAAACCAGUUUGAUCUACAAAUUAUUCUUGUCAGGAAAGCAAAGACAAGACGUUCACCGUGCGCCAGGAUGAUUCCGACACCGUUGGGUUCUGAGAGCGGCAGCAUGGGAACAUUCAGCCUGCUGUAAGCAGCGUGGAUGUGAAGGGAGCACUGUGAACACAAGCAUCACGUUCAGCAUGAGAGAACCGGCCAACUUUCAACAAUAAUAACCAUAAUGAUGAACAGCCAGCUCUUUUUUUUCAGCAAUAAAUCUGUUUCAAUCCCGAAUACAAACUUUCACUUCGGAUUAAAUUGCUUUCCAUUAUAUUAAAAAACUAAAAUCCAACCACAGAGAUGCAAACAGAACAUUGUCGUAACAGACGGGAGAUAUUGUUGUAGGAAAAAAACAUUGGAACUAAUGUGUUCUCCUUACCUUGUUUGGGUCUUUGACUGUCACGUCACACUUGCUGUCUGCUGGUUUUUGGGGUGGAGUCCACUCUCCACCUCUAUCAUACGAGAUCACCGUCUGAACAUUCAUUGCUGUAACGUAAUAAACCUUGUUACUGAACUGAGAAAAUCAUAUAUAUAUAUAUAUAUAUAUAUAUAUAUAUAUAUAUAUCGUCUUAUAUCUACAUGUUAAGAGUGAAAAGCUCAAACUGGUAGAUGAUGCAGCUAGUCGGCUCAAGUGUCGGCCAGUUUGACACAAGAUAGCUCAUUAAAAAUUCACUUCUCAAACUGCCUCCCGUGUCACGUCAUGGAAAGGUGUUACAUUAGUGUGUAUCUCUGGAUGUCUUUGACAGCUACCUUCAUCCAAAAUGCUGGUGAUGAAAACUCCCCGCAGAGAUGUGACGUUGGUGAAGUCAGUGUCACCUCCGGCGACCGAGUAAAGGUGGCGCUCAAGAGACUUGGAGUAAACGAUUCCUCUGUCAUCCGAUACAUAAAUGGUGCCAUAACCUGUAUCUGUCAAACAAACAAAAAAAAACAAAAGUCACCUACUUGUCUAUAAUUUUUGAAAUACUGAUCACAAGCUGCAACUUAUGUCCACUUUACAAAAAAGGAUGUUUGUGGAGACGAACUCUGGAGCUGAAGAAAUGUGGGCGAUGUAGCUGACAUUAAAAUCCCUUUGAAUUGCAGAUACUUUGUCUUCAUGAAAGGGUUGUAUAAAUAAACCUGCCAUGCCUUCAGGGAAAUGCGAACGUAUUGUGAAGACUCGACCUGCCUCUUGCAAUUUAUUCACUCAUUUGCAUGAUUGCAGUUUGAGAAAAUGUGAAAAGCUUAUUUUAUCCACCGACCUCCUGGCUCAUCGACAUGCAUGAAGACCAUUUCAUCGCUGGCUGCCAAGAUGGAGUAAAACUGCUCGUGCCCAACGGGAGGCAACUGGGCCAUGUUCCAAGUCUCUCCUGAGUCCACGGACACAUGGAUGCUCCUCAGCGUCCCCUGCGGACGGUCAGGCAUGUUCAAGUCUGAAUGUUAAUAACACAAUUUCUACUCACAGCUGGGUACAAAUGAGCAAUACAAGGGCAGAAGCUGUGAGGCGAAUGAGAGGUGAUUGACUAUACCAGUGAUUCUUAACCAUAGGGCCGGGGCCCUGAGUUGGGCUGCGAGCACCUCCUAGACGGCCGCUAAAGGUUUUUUGUUUUACACCAUUGGGCCGUGAGACGCUCAGUUUUAAUACGUUAGACACAUAUGGUGGUAGUAGUGCGUCACUGAAUUG
Messenger RNA from Synchiropus splendidus (mandarinfish), 7104 nucleotides. It is a transcript of the gene ngrn, whose product is annotated as neugrin, neurite outgrowth associated. The record is from RefSeq and is a predicted model, not a curated record. Lineage: Eukaryota; Metazoa; Chordata; Actinopteri; Syngnathiformes; Callionymidae. The transcript has 3 exons. Gene Ontology annotation, cellular component: nucleus. The coding region runs from base 198 to 1094 and encodes 298 amino acids.